Cucumis sativus (cucumber) is the source of this 1331-nucleotide messenger RNA. RefSeq names its product syntaxin-132. The transcript has 13 exons. Gene Ontology annotation, biological process: intracellular protein transport; vesicle fusion; exocytosis. The record is from RefSeq and is a predicted model, not a curated record. Lineage: Eukaryota; Viridiplantae; Streptophyta; Magnoliopsida; Cucurbitales; Cucurbitaceae. The coding region runs from base 135 to 1064 and encodes 309 amino acids. Gene Ontology annotation, cellular component: plasma membrane; endomembrane system; SNARE complex. Gene Ontology annotation, molecular function: SNARE binding; SNAP receptor activity.
UCUACUCAAAAUAGUUGAAAUGUAAAACAUGCAUUCAUUAUAAAAUUUUGUAAAUCCAACACCCAUUCUUCCUCAAUUUCCUGCCCUUUCUUUCUUUUGCUCAUUCAAGUUUAACUAACACCCAGGCUAUCGUCAUGAUUUUCAGCAACUUCAUCACGGAACCGUUCAUCGUCCGUGAUGCCGAAGGUCAGGCUUCCGAAGAAACAGAUCUUGAGAAGGGAACUCAAGUUCUUCAGAGCAAUUCUGAUUUUGUAAUGGAUGUGUUCAAUAAGCAGAUUCAAGAGGCUGAGAUACAAGUGGAUAAGCUCUCUGGACUUCUUAUUGACUUGAAGACUUUAUUGAAAGAUGCCAAUGAGGAAUCGAAAUCUGCCACAAACACAUCAGAGAUAAAAGCUUUUAAGAAUCGGAUCGAAAAGUAUAUCGAUGAUGUGGGAAAGAACACGGGUGAAGUUAGAGGGAAGCUACAAGUUAUAACCAUAGAUAACGUAUUCCAUAGGCAGAUGCCUGGGUGUGAGAAGGGAACUGCCUGUGACAGAGAAAGAAUGAAUUUGACAAAUGUGUUGACUAAAAAGCUCAAUGAAGUGUUGACUGAAUUUGAGGCCCUUCAUCGAACAAUUCAGGAUGAGUAUUGUGAAGUUGUGGAAAGACAAGUGAAUCCAGUUACAGAUACAAGAUCAGAUGAGAUGAUCAUUGAUCACCUUCUAGAAACUGGAAGCAGCAAGCAAAUAUUCCCCACUACAUUUAAACAAACUGAAGGUGGAAAGGUCACAGGAACUAUGGAAGAAAAGAUUCAAGAGCAAUUUAAUGUCAUUAAAGAAUUUGAGAAAAGAUUCUUGGACGUGUAUCAGCUUUACGUGAAAACGGCUAUUUUAGUAGAGGGUCAUGCCAAGGUUUUGGAUAACAUGGAAAAUAAGGUGAAGGAUGCGGUUGAUCGCAUUGAAAAAAUCGAUGAGAACCAGAAGAAACAGGAACUCAAGAAUAUGUCAGGAAACAACCUAAUGAAUUACUACUUAUACUUUAUGGUGGUUUUUAUAAUCAUUUACAUUCUGGAAGCUUCAAAGUAAUGAAAGAGGAAAUUGAUGGAAAUGAUACCAAAAAGUGAAGUCAGCUUAACUGCUAAAAGAAUGUUGUUUGCUUGAAGAAAUGUCAGCUCUCUCACCAUAUAAAUUUUAUUUCUAUUUUUUUUAAGUUUAUAAUUUAAAUAAGAGAAGCAAACCAGAAUAUGAUUUGUGUUUAAAUGUGGGUGUUUUACGCGUGUGACUUUCAAAUGCUAUUAGAAAAAUAUUGAACUUUGUUGCAAAAGUAAACCUAAAAGAUUCUUUAUUUUGACA